Messenger RNA from Grus americana (Whooping crane), 4901 nucleotides. It is a transcript of the gene SLC25A47, whose product is annotated as solute carrier family 25 member 47. The transcript has 4 exons. Gene Ontology annotation, molecular function: transmembrane transporter activity. The coding region runs from base 1548 to 2117 and encodes 189 amino acids. The record is from RefSeq and is a predicted model, not a curated record. Lineage: Eukaryota; Metazoa; Chordata; Aves; Gruiformes; Gruidae. Gene Ontology annotation, cellular component: mitochondrion. Gene Ontology annotation, biological process: transmembrane transport.
GUCUCUGUCUCCCGUGUACAAAUUCAUCAAGUGUCCGCAAGGCUCACAAUCCCCAGAGGCAAGAGAAGGCAGUAGGAAGGUGAUUCAUACUGCAGAUCACACUGUCUUGGAAGGACCUGCGGGGCUCUGGAAAGACCAAACCGGUAUUCUCCCUUCUUCUACCUCCCUAACGCUUAAUCAGGGUAAUUAAGGCAGCAGACUCAGUCUGGAUGGAUUUCAUUGCCGGGGCCAUUGGAGGUGAGAAUUCAGACUGAGAGGCAUUACAAUGGGAUUUGGCACUGCAUUAAGGAAACAUACAGGACAGAAAAGAUUCAGGGAUUUUACAAAGGUGUGUCUGCAUCAGUUCUCACAGUUUCAGUGAUUUCUUCUGUUUCAUUUGGCACGUACAAAAACUUCCUUUGUACAAUCUGCAAGCUGCGAUACGGGGCUGCAGACGUGAAGCCAUCCAAGCUGGACGUUUCUCUUGCCGGAGGUGCUGCUGGUGCUGUCCGGGUAGGUAAACAGCCCUUGUUCACAAACACAGGAAGCAAGAAGAGCAGUGAAUGUUUUCCCUCCGGGAGGCCACAGGGGAGCCUGCAACAAGCCCAUCGGGUUUGUUUCUGCAGAGGUUCAUGCUCUGCCCAGACCGCCCCCUCGCUGGUCGGCUCCGUGGCGUGGCCAAGUCCUGCCGGGUAGCUCGUGCCAGAUUUGGUUCAGAGCGCCCAAACACUUAAGAACACUCUAUUAAGAAUGACAUCAAUCUUGGCAGCAAACGCAGAAAAAGGACGAAAAACAAGCCAAGCAGCAAACUUUCCGAGCGGCUCUCAUGGUAAGUUUAUGUAAGAAAGACAUAACUCGGUGUUUUAAAGCACAGGCCAGUGUUUUGACAGUGGCUGCACAAGCCCGGCACGGUAUCGCUGUAGAAACUGGCAGUACGCAGCGUUGCCUUGUCAGCGCUCAAAACACGUGUCAUCACUGACAAGUGAUGCUGCCUGGCAAACGUGCAUGAUCCCAGGACAGGGAGGUGAUGCUGAAUCCAGGAGCAGUUUCCCAUAAGGAGAUGGAUUUCUGUGAGUGUCUGCAGGCGCUGCGAACGUGGCAGAGCUCGCCCCGGCGCCCUGAUGCUGUGCUGGGCAGAAACACGUGCCCAGUCACAGGCAAUCCUCUUACAGAGCAGUCCAGAUGGUUGCGUUUCUAGGUGUUUCCUAGCAGGCAAUGACUACUUAACACAGGUUAAUUUUUUUAAAGUCUUUAUGGCCUUGGUUCCAAAUACAGAUACAUACAAGAGACUUGAUGUAUGCUACCCUAUAGCUGAGGACAUCCCCUUUCCAUGCUUAAGUUGUUACGGGUAUUUCAUGUCCCCUGUUGAUUUCUGCCGCACCUUCCACUCUGCACAGCGCAGCUCACACGUGUGUCCUGCUGCUGCUGCGUGGGAUUUACCGCAGACGGAGGGGAGGAGGCUGGAACUUGCUGGCAAUGUUAUUGCCUGAAAAGGUGGGAGACAAGGAAUUUGCAGGAGGCGGAUCAAAACACUGUUUAAACGUGAAGGGUUAAAGUACCAUCCUCUGAUGUUACAGGUUGUGUUGAUGACCCCUAGUGAAGUGGCCAAAGUUCGCAUGCAGACCCAGAGGAACCCACAUCCUUCUGUCGCAUCUCCCCAGCCUGUUUCCAAGCCAAAGUACCGAGGAUCUCUGCACUGUCUGAAGGUGAUCGCCAAGGAGGAAGGUUUUGGGGGUCUCUACAAGGGCUGCUCUGCAUUACUCUGCAGGGAUUGCUCCUCUUCUGCAAUAUAUUUCCUUACCUAUUCUGCUCUGUGCGACUGGCUCACACCAGCCGGGACAAAUAAACCAGGUUUCCUCGUCGUGCUGCUUUCUGGUGGUUUCGCUGGAGUCCUGGCCUGGGGAUUAGCUACUCCCAUGGAUGUCCUCAAAUCACGGAUGCAAACAGAUGAAUCGGACCAGCACAAGUACAAAGGCCUCUUCCACUGUGCUAGAGAAAGCGUGAGAAAGGAGGGUGCAAAAGUGCUUUUCAAAGGACUGGGUCUGAACUGCAUUCGUGCCUUUCCUGUGAACAUGGUGGUGUUUGUAGCGUAUGAAGCUGUACUGAGAUUUACAGAUCACUAUUCAAACAAAAAAUAACUUGUGCCACUCUGUUCAGAGGUGUACUUUGAUUAGUUUGGGUUUUUUUGUAACACAACAUCCACAAACAACUGCUGAACGCCUUCUCCUUUGAUGGACAGCGUAAGAAGCAUGGACAUUUCAGCACAAAGCUGGAUGAUUGAAGGCUUUGUUUUAUUCUUAUAGGAUUACAAACUCAUCAUGGAGACUUGGACUUAUAUACAACCUCCAGUUUAUCUCGUUAAUGUAUUUAGACUGUAGCUGCUGCUUAGGCUCUUGAAACAUUUGCAAAUAUUUGUGUUCUAAAAAGCUGCUUGUCUGAUCAGAGAUUUUAGUAAAGGAUUCAUUUUGUUUUCUACUGGCACAGAAAAUGAUCUUCACAACCAAGGCAAGAGCUAGGGGGAGUUUGUGUAAGAUUUAACACUACCCAGUGUGUGCUCUUUACAUGCAAUGCCUGCAUUGCAUUCACCGAGUUACUUACAUUAUUUGUGCUUCAGGCUGCAACUUUUCCUUCCCAGAUGUAAUUUCCCCAAAGAACUCUACAAUUAUAUCCCUUUGGUAGCAGCUGCAUAAGAAUCUGCUUGUGUUUUCCUGUCAUUAUUUAAUGACUGGCAGAAAUGGUCUGUUUACAUAAUCCCUCUAAUGACCUCACUGAAAGGGAAACCAGGCACAGAUUCCCGUAAACCAUCUGAUUUUUCUCCCUGUGCAAGCCUGAGCCCUACAGCAUCAGUCCCCUCCUGGAGGCUGACAGCACCGCGGCUCUCUGGAGCUUGACACAGCUUUGGAGGCAAUCUGUUCUGCUCCUGGAAGGAGGGUAGGAAGAGAUGCAAAACCUCUUUGCUUCUCAGAGGAAAGGCUGCCGUAAAAUCUGUAUGCUGGGGGGGUUAGGCAACUUAAGGGAGAAUUGCAAAGUUGUAGGGUAUAAUUAAGAUUUACUGCUUUUAAAACGCGUGUACUCUACUCACUUUACGGUGUUCAGAGCAGCCAAGUGUUUUUUUUUGUCGAAGGUACAUUUUGAUAGAAUUUCUGACUUUCCUAACAAAUAUUUAUUUCUCACAAAGGUAUAAAGUUUCAUCAGAGUGUCAGUUAAAAAAAAACAAAACCAAUCCACACUGUUGCUUCAGAAGGAAAGUUCCUAAAAACAGAAAUCCUUUAAUUUGCUCAUUAUCCCUCAAGAGCAGCAUAAAUGUUUUGUAUCUCCAUUUUAAUCUCUGGAUGAAGACAUCUGUAGCAGACUGGAUCCUGCCCCUGUCAGAUUCUGUUGUAAGUGAGGUUUUUGGAGGGACAGAGGAAGAAUAUAUUUUUAAAGGUGUUCUCAUAUUCAGGGUUGAUGCCCUUGUCCACAGCCACUUUGACCAGUUGAUACCACGGCAUUGACUACACUGACAGUAAUUUUGCAGCAGACAGAACUUGUCAGCUACUCUGGACAUAUAAAAAAGAAUCUUGCACUAAAAGGACAAGUUUAGAAGUUUUAUGUGCUACUACAAAAGAAUAAAGGUGACCUCUUCCACUCCAGAGAGCGAGCGGUAAAAAGCUCCAGAACUGUCCUCCUGAAAUCUAAGCCUUCAACUGACUUUUUAAACGUGUUCGCAGCCAUGCUAGCAAACCACCAUUAUAAUAUUUCUCUCACGAGUCUGUCCAGCUUUUGCAGUUGAUCCAAGAGCAGGGUUAAAAAACCAGGCAGGUGCAGAGUAUGUCACCUUAAAGGGGAGUGAAAUGAAAGACCCAGAUUCACUCCCAAAGUGCUUAUGGCCUCAGCAACCUACCACCCCGUGACAUCUUGGGGCAUCAGCACCAAACUUCCUUUGCUCAGAAAGUCCUUAUAACAGAGGAUUUAAUUAAGUCCUCAAGAUCUGGAAUUCCUCUUAACAUGGUUCUCAAUAGUCUGCUACUCUCACCUCUUUCUACAAGGGAUGCAUUUGACCGAGUGCCAUCCCAGCUGGGUAGUGAUUUAUCCCAGCUCUUCCUGGAUGUUUUCUGCAAUCAAACUCCUUUAUGCUGUAUUAUUCUCAGCCGACCUUGUUCUCAGGCAUUACAUCCUCUGAACAGAGACAGUAAAAAAAAAAAUGCCUGCAAAUCAGACUAAACAACCAUUUCUUGUGUUGAUACCAUCCAUGGUCAGCCCAAGGUUUGAAAAUAACGUAGCUCAGCUUUCCUAAUAGGCUCACACAUUCAGAUAACUGAAAGUCUCCUCCUGUGGGUGUAACUGAAAUACAGCUGGUUUCAAAAACAGGAAUUACAGAUGAAUUGUAAAAAUGAGUGGUAACAACAGCAGAAGCCAAUGCGAGGGGCUGAGAACUGUAAGCCUCAGGGUAUUCAGCACCAUGUGAAAGGAAGUUCUCACGUGGCCUGAACGAAUGCCACACGAGAGGUAAGUUCUAUCUUCAGGGGGUUAUUUCAGGGACGUUAACUGCUUUGCAAUCCAUCCUGUUCACAAGCCUUUACUGGAUACAAAAUAUACAGAGUGUAUAGGUGACAGCCUGCCUUAGAGUAAGAACUCACAGCUAAUUCACACGGGUAGAAACUACCAACAGGUACAGGAAUUGGCUGUGUGAGUACUGUAAACACAGGCACAGAAAUAUGAACCACUAUUUGUUUACUGACAUAUCAUUGUACAUAUUAUGUACUUCACUGUAUAUGCACCAAGCUGGGUCUUUUGGCUUCUGGAUUUCAGGACUUGACUGCUUUAUUUUCUUAUUUCUUUGUAUGACCCUGACCUUCAGCUACUCUGAUAAUCACAGAACUAUUUAUUCUGAUAAAUUAGCUAGCUGAAGGCCAGCUAGCAGAAUAAAGACUUCACAAUUG